Trichomycterus rosablanca is the source of this 996-nucleotide messenger RNA. RefSeq names its product cytosolic arginine sensor for mTORC1 subunit 1 (gene castor1). NCBI's taxonomy places the organism in Eukaryota, Metazoa, Chordata, Actinopteri, Siluriformes, Trichomycteridae. Gene Ontology annotation, biological process: negative regulation of TORC1 signaling. The transcript has 9 exons. The coding region runs from base 1 to 996 and encodes 331 amino acids. The record is from RefSeq and is a predicted model, not a curated record. Gene Ontology annotation, molecular function: arginine binding.
AUGGAUUUGCACAUUUUAGACCACAGGCUGAGAGUAACCAGCAUCAGCAGGAAUGGGCUGCAACACUACACCCAUCAUCUGAUCAAAUUCAUCUUCCUCAGGAACAGAAGCAGGUGCAAAUUCCUCAGUAUGACUGAAACUCCAGAAAAUUACACCGUUGUCCUUGAUGAGGAGGGAUUUAAAGAUCUGCCCCCUUCCGAGCACCUACAGGUGGAGAGCUCUACGUGGCUGCCCCUCAACGUUGUGUCCAACGGUAACGCUUCCAGCAGCUCUCAGACCGUGGGCGUCACCAAGAUCGCCAAAUCGGUCAUCGCCCCGCUGGCCGAGCAGCACGUCUCCGUCUUCAUGCUCUCCACCUAUCAGACGGAUUUUAUCCUGGUGCGAGAGAAAGACCUGUCUGUGGUCAUCCACACCUUGGCAGAGGAGUUUAAUAUUUUCAAGGAGGUCAACGGAGAAUCGGUGCCGGUGAGCGUCCAGGAUGUGAGCAACGGUCUGCAGCGUAACGGGAGAGACGUCCCUCAUUCCACGGUGCACCCGGUGUUGAUCCCAAAUAACCAGUUCUGCGUGAUGAGCUUGGACCCUGACACACUGCCGGGCAUCGCCACCACACUCAUCGACGUUCUCUUCUUCUCUAACAGUCACAGGGAUGACGGGAACAGUUCUGCUGAUCUGGAGUGUGUAAAGUUCUUCUCCUUCUCUCUGAUCGACGGCUACGUUUCUUUAGUGAUGGAUACAGAAGCACAGCAACAAUUUCCUGCCGAUCUGCUCUUCACCAGCUCAUCUGGUGAGCUCUGGAGGAUGGUGAGAAUCGGAGGACAACCAUUAGGCUUCGAUGAGUGUGGGAUCGUCGCUCAGAUCUCUCAUCCACUAGCAGAUUGUGAUAUCUCAGCAUAUUACAUCAGCACAUUCAGCUUCGACCAUGCUCUGGUGCCAGAAGAGGACAUAGUGAGGGUUACAGACAUGCUGCAGGAUCAGAGGAGACACAACGGCUGCUGA